Molecule: messenger RNA, 3309 nt
Organism: Caenorhabditis auriculariae
Lineage: Eukaryota; Metazoa; Nematoda; Chromadorea; Rhabditida; Rhabditidae
Source: the annotation of a GenBank genome assembly
AUGAGCACAAACACUGAAGAAGGCAAGGUUUUCAAGCCCGAAGACUACUCGAAAAGCUUUGAUCCGGAAGCCUACCUUCAAUUUUAUUUCAGCAAGUUAGUUUUCAAUGAAACUGUUAGUUCAAGUGUUCAUAUGAAGUUUGUAAGUCUACUCAAAAAAAUUUUUUUAAUCUAUCUAAAAAGUCCAUUCCUACAAUUCUGACGGCAAAAAAAUGUGAAAAAAAUUUUUUUAUGGAAAAAAAUUAAUCUCAUGAAAAAAAGUUAUUCUUAUCAUUUAUUUUUUUGGAUAUCUGAUUUUAAGACCUUUUUUUCAUCGUCUAACCUCCCCUAAACGGUUUCAUUCUCAAAUAAAAGUUGGGAUUUCCCAUUAAAAUUUCUCAGAACUUUUUUUAUUUCUGAACUCUUUCAGCUCUCCCCACGGAACUCGCUGUAAAGUUUUUUUCACAUUAUAUUUUCCAAUCUUUCCAUAAUUUAUAAAAAGUGGAAACCCGUCGAUUUUUGUGACAAAAAUCACGAAAUUAUCAAGAAUAUUUACUGCUUCAUCGAAAAAUGAAAGGAAAAAGUCAAAUUUGUCCUCCGAUUCUUCUUUUUUGAUUAAUCUAAACAAAGCUGAGUCAUAACUUCAAAUUAACUUCUCAAAAGUCCUACCUUCUUCAACUUUUUGCUCAACUCAGCAAACUUAAAGUCGCGAACUCCUCUCGACUGAUAUCCGAUAUGCCGGAACGAACGAACGAAAACUAUCAACUCGUCUUGAAAAAAGUCAAGAAGAAAGCCGAUACUUCACUCAUUUACGUAAGCUUAUCGGGUAUUUGAAGUUGAGAUCACUUAACAGGGGUUGGAUGACAUGUGCAAACAGCCAUCCCGUCACAGUGUGUGCACUCCCGAAAAAGUAGACGAACGGGGAAAAAAUGACGAGAGGAAAUGGAAAAGAAAGGAUUCGAGACGGAUUUCGUUGCAAUUUGAAAAGCUGAGACCGAAAUCAAGAGGCUUUUCAUAGCUCGACCUUCUAAACUCUUUUUUUAAAAGCGCAUCAAUCUUACACAACUGAAAAUAUAACAGUAACUGUUCGCUUUGAGACCCGCAUGAACAUUUUCCAUGCUCUCUUGAACACUCCCACCGAUAGACAUUUUGAAACUCAAAAAGGAACAGAAAAAUCGAAAUAUCAUUAUCAAAUAAAAAAGCUCACCCGAGAUCGGAAAAUCCACUUCAUGCUUGAGCUCAGGUUGACCGAAAGCAAGGGAGUUGGAAGGAAGAAUGGGCGCUUGGAAAAAAGCUUUUACCUUUAUCAAUUCUAUUGAACUUUCAGAAAGAAAGGAAAGUGGUUUCUGGAAAAGCGUGAAAGCUUUUGAAAAAAAAGCCUUCGAGAAAGUUUGUCAGAAAACAAAAAACAAAUGGAAUCGUAUCCAAAACCUCAUUUUAAUCUUGUGAGUCAAAGAUAAAAAGCUUCUCAAAACCCUAUAAGCCUUGUUUGAAAAUCAAAAAGAUUCAUAAAGUCCCAACCUCAAACUCAAAAAGUCCCAUCCAGAGACUCGAUCGAGGACGGAACUCGCGUCUCUCUUUUCGCCUUGCCCGUUUUCGCGCACCUCAUGAUCCAGUCGAUGCGGCCGAAUGAACGAGAAACUCUUCUCGAUAUUGGAGCCGGUAAUCUGAGUUGAUAUGUUCUAACAUGAGCAAUUCGCAGGCCCGACCGUCUACUCGGCGCUCUGCUUCCGCGACGUCGCCAAGAAGGUCUAUCUGUCUGAUUACGUCGACAGAAACCUCGACGUUCUACGGAAAUGGACCAAGGGGGAGAAUACCAUCGACUGGAAGCCGACUAUCAAAGUUAUCAUCAGGUUAGUGACGUCAUCAGAUCAAGGAUCUUGAUGGAAAUAGUAAAAAUGACGUCGAUUCGAAUAAAAAAAUGUCAGGACAGAAGGAGGCCAUCCGCCAACGGACGCUGUCAUCGACGUGGUCGAGGGAAAAGCCAGGGUUUCUGCACAAAGUUUCAAUUUUCAUCAUAAAAAUCACUCCAGGGAACUGUAAAAAGCGGCGGAAUUCACUUUGCCGACGUUCAUUUGCCACGUCCUGUCCCUGACUUGCCGGUGGACCAGGUUAUCUUCGAACAAAAGGUUGAAAAAUAACUUGAUGAAUUCAGGUAGAUAUUCUGGUGACGAUUUUCACGCUGGAAAGCGCUUGCCGAAAUUACGAAGAGUACUGUUCCUGCGUUAAUAACAUGGUUAGUUCAAUAUCAACUCAGGGGAAUCAGAGAAAAUAAAUUUUAAUUUUCAAAACCUUUCGAUGCAAAAUCGUUUUUAUAGAAGUCCCUUAAUUGGCGCGCCUCGAAAAGGAUCUCACAAGGGAACUCUGUCAAAAUUCUGUCAAAAAAUCUCUCUUAACCUUCCUUUACUUCGUCAUGUGAAACUUCAUUCUCGUCUUUGGCAACAUUUCUCUUUGCUCCGAAAGCUCAUGGAAAUGUCUAUCUUGCUCUUUACACUGCCUUUUUUCUGCACUUUUGCCGCCAAACAGACAUUUGUUCUUUGUUAAUUGCUGUCUACGAGACGGAAGUGGAAGAUCUGAUUUCUUUUUUCCUUUUAACCUCGAUCAUUUCAUUUCUCCUGCAAUCAAGAAAAAUCUUUCAGCUGGGACUUUUGCGCUCUGGGGGACGCUUCGUCCUCGGAUCUGUUCUCGACGACGACACUUACAACUCUGGAAAGCAGGUCUCGUUUUACACUCCAAUCGUGAAAUUGGAAAAAAUUCAAUUUUACACAAAACCUUACAAAAAAUGUGCACAUUUCGCGACAUAUGAGCUCAAUUUCUUUGCGCUAAAAGAGUGUAAAAUGGCGUCAGCCGUACGAACGUUGAGUGGCAAAUGAGUUCCGCAUGUGUGUCAUUCUUGGAUUCUUUUUCACUUCACAGCAAGGAAAAAGUGUUCCGAACAACAAAACAGAGUCUGAAAGUUAUUUCGAGCAAAAUUUGGUGAAAUAAAAAUUGGCAAAAACGAUUCGCAGUCAGCAGGAUUCGAACCUACGCGGGCAGAGCCCAAUUGAUUUCGAGUCAAUCUCCUUAACCACUCGGACAUGACUGCUUGCGUGUUGCGAGGCUCAGUCGCGGCACAUAGCAGUUGUUAUAGUGUCGUGUGGUGGAGGACAUUUCUAAUUUUAUUGAAUAUUCAGUGGAAAUUCGCAUUUUUCAGAUGAUUUUCCACCUGCUGAACCUUCGUGAGAACCAAAUUUUGGACGCUCUGGAGAACGCGGGCCUCGACAUGAACUCCAUCAAAAAAUAUGUUCUGGAAGGCGAAGGAGUCAUGUUCCUGAUGGGAACCAAACUCUAA